Messenger RNA from Planococcus citri (citrus mealybug), 525 nucleotides. RefSeq names its product maltase A2-like. Lineage: Eukaryota; Metazoa; Arthropoda; Insecta; Hemiptera; Pseudococcidae. The record is from RefSeq and is a predicted model, not a curated record. The transcript has 3 exons. Bases 1 to 525 code for a protein of 174 amino acids. Gene Ontology annotation, molecular function: alpha-amylase activity. Gene Ontology annotation, biological process: oligosaccharide catabolic process.
AUGCAGUUCUUUCAAAUUUUAAUCCCAUCGUUAUUCGUACCGAGUAUUUUGACUUUGGAUAAAACUUGGUGGAAGCACGCCAGUAUUUACGAAAUAUAUUUGAAAUCGUUCAAAGACAGCAAUGGUGAUGGAAUGGGAGACCUCAAAGGAGUGAUUUCCAAGCUCGAUUAUCUAACGGUUAUUGGAAUUGAUACCAUUUACAUGCCACCUUUUUAUCCAUCUUCUAUGGCUGAUGGCGGAUAUGAUAUAACCGAUUUCAAAGGGAUUGAUCCCAUUUAUGGGACGAUGGAAGACUUCGAACAGUUGAUGAAGGAUAUGAAAUCACGAGGUUUAUAUUUUUUAAUGGACUUGGUGAUCAAUCACAGUAGUGACGAACACGAAUGGUUUCAAAAAUCAAUCGAGAGGAUUGAUCCAUACACAGACUACUAUGUCUGGGCUGAUCCAAAAGGCUACGACUGGAAUAAAAACCCCAUUCCACCAAAUAAUUGGUUCAGUAUAUUCAAUUUGAGUCCCUCGGUGGCGUAG